Molecule: messenger RNA, 4321 nt
Organism: Sitodiplosis mosellana (orange wheat blossom midge)
Lineage: Eukaryota; Metazoa; Arthropoda; Insecta; Diptera; Cecidomyiidae
Gene: Hcs
Product: biotin--protein ligase
Exons: 11
Coding region: 570-3650 (1026 amino acids)
Biological process (GO): protein modification process
Cellular component (GO): cytoplasm
Molecular function (GO): biotin--[biotin carboxyl-carrier protein] ligase activity
Source: RefSeq, a predicted model, not a curated record
AUCACAUAUGACAGUUGAACUGUCAAGCACACAUGUCGGAGCGAGCUUAGCUCGUAAAAACAACACGAUAAGAGGUGUGAAUGGAAAAACAAAACUAAAAACAUAGCCAAUUCGUUCCCAGGAGAGCGUACCAAGAGUGAGCGCAGAGAGAGAGAGAAAGAGAAAAAGAGCGAAACGUCGCUUCCAGUAUAAAGCUUAUCCAAUCGUCAAAAUUGGCAUUGUCGAUUUGCUACGGGCCGUGCAGUAGCAAAUGCAAAGAUGUUCGCAUAAAAUUUUAAUAUUUCAUCAGAUUCUUAGCAUAAUCAACACGAAAUUUUUUUCAUUCCAAAAUGUCAUCGUACGCCCAAAUCCAACGACGAUGUGGAUUUGCAAUAGCAUUUGAUUAAAGUGAUUCUUUUUUUUUAUUUCGAUUGAGUGAAAUUUUUGUUAAUUUCCCAAGUGUAUUUUUGUUCUGGUUAGCCUAAUCGUAGAGUAGCUGCGACCACGAAAACUAGGCAUAGAAUUAAAAAAAAAAACAACAUCAACCAUACAUUUCAUUUCGACAAGCGUUUCAAAGUGAUUGACGUAACAUGAUAUUAACACUUUUCUAUGCUGGUGCGACAUUGAUGCAAUCGUGGCGCUUGAGAUCGAUUACAACGGGUAUUGCGAGUCAAAUUCGUGACCAUUGCUCCAUAUCGUUCUAUCGAACAUGCACCGAAGGUGAUGACGGUUUUACUUCAAUUGGCGCUUCAUCAGAGGCAUGUGAUAAUUAUAGAAAUGGUCGUGUGGUGGACACAUUAUGGUAUCAUAAUAUGUUGCGCGGCGUUUCAAUUCUACCGAUACAAAAUUUAGCGCUUGACAAAUGGGUGACCUUUAAUAACCUACCAUCGAACCUAAAUCCUUUAUACACUACCAUUGGCGUAGAUUUAGACGCACACAAUGAUCAAAGUAUCGUUCAUAUACUUUUGGAAACAAAUAUUUACCCCGAUAUGACAGCCAUUGAAAAAGGAGAGAACAUCGUAUCUGCGGAGAAAUUCGGAUUGCCCAUCGCAUGGAAAAUCGAUACAAAUCUAGCAAUCGUAUUGAAAUCCAACGUUACCUUAUUCACCGAACUGAUUAGAGAUUCAUUCAUUCAAAAUACAUUGUUCAUCAACAAUUACCUACCGAUCAUACGCAUUGAGAAUGUGUCCGUGAAUGGAAUGCCUCUACAAUUGCUCGACCUGGAACCGUCACCGAUUCACACCAAACAAAAUCAUGCUGUCGCCGCAUCAUCAUCUUCAUUGACUGAAACCGAGUGCCGUCAUCACAUAGAUAAACUGAAAAUACUGAAUUUAGUAGCUAAUUUACGUAGUGAACCGAGCCCUGAUGAUUAUGAAAAAGACAUUUGUAUGGUAAUUGGCGAUAACAAACCGAUGAAUGGAAAUUGUGUACCAGAAAUACUCGAGAAGAAAGCAGAAGACACGAAAUUGAACAAUGGUGUGGCAGAGUGGAUACAGAGUGUUGAGCAUGACACGAGUGAAUUGGAUGCAAUAGCACGUAUUUCGCCAAGUCUAUCGUCGGCAAAAACCGAAGGUUCGCCCAAAGUUUGCAACGGCGCUGUUCUCCGAGAUACUGAUACGAUGGGCUCGAGUAAACGAUCACAAGAUUUGCUCAGUGUUAGCAUGCAAUCCACCGAAAAAUCCGAUGGCUCUGCGGAAAGGGAUGAAAGUGGUGACGUUUUCAUUGACAGCACCAAAGAGUCAACUGUAAAACUGAACGAAAAUAUUAAACACGAUACUGGAUGCAGUGAAGAUCUUGAGAGGAAAACCAUAAAGACAUCCGCUUCAUCAAUGGGAUCGUCCGAGUGUCACUCGUCACAAUAUUCAACUUUGAAACGAAAGAAAAGGCAUUCCGACGGUAGCAAGCCACCAAAUGUUUUGGUUUAUUCCGAAAGCAAUGAUAUUCGUGCAAAUGUGAUUUCAACCAUUAAAAACAUUCUACAUCCCGACCGGUAUACCAUAUACGAGCUGAAAGCUGAACAAUUGAAAACGUCCAUCUGGAUUGAUAACACCACUCUGCUGAUUGUGUGCGGCUCAAUCUCACCUCAUUUUGGAUCCAUUUUGAUGGAGUACUUUUUAUGUGGUGGCAAAAUGUUGUGCUUAUGCUCUGACGUACUGAAUAUGGUGCUACCGAUUUACCGAACAGCUGAAGUACGCGAGAGUGAAUUGGUUCAGUUUUCAUAUGGACGCUGGCAGAAGAUUCAAUUGAUGCACCACAUUUUUUGCUAUCACCCAUCACCGAUCAAGAAGCAUUUCUCACUCGAAAACGAUGAACAAUUUGAUGGACAACCAAAACCACCAUUAACCUGCCCCGGAUCGAUUGACUUGAAAGAUCUUCAUGGAGAUGUGCAUCGGCUAAAAGUCAAAGUGCUUGGCACUGAAGAAACAUGGAAUACUCCUAGCCUCAUUCUGGCCACUGAUAGCAAUUACAAUGGAGUUGCUGUAUUUUCACAGGUCCACCUUGAAGCUGAUCCAAAUCUGUAUGAGCAUGACGAUUCGAAAUUUGCAGCACUUCGAAAGAGUGAUAAAGCCCGCUUGGAGAUCUUUUCCGAUUUGUUGAGUACACAGCUUGGAUUGAUCGUACAAAAUCGUGAUUAUCUCGCUACGAAUAUGUUUCCGAAUGCGUAUUUUCUUGGCCGGCACGAGGCAAAAUUCGAACUUCUCGACAAACUUCGACCGCAAUUCAUCCACCCAAACACACUAAAAACGAGUUCAUUAAUCGUUAAAUUCUACGGUAAAAAUGAAGUGCCCAAGGCAAAGCUCGAAAAUACACUCCCAAUUCUACUGCAUUCUUGUCCCGAUGAUUUUUCCACAAUUCUAUAUUUCGACACGCUAAAAACAAAUGAGAUAGGCCGGCUGACAAUCUACGCACCCGUUAUCAAUAGCACGAUGACAUUAGUGUCAAAUUUAAAUAUGCGACAUGGGCUCGCUGUUAUCGGUCGCAAGCAAACGGCUGGUGUUGGUCGUAAUAAAAAUCAGUGGUUGAGUCCGGAUGGUUGUGCAUUAUUCUCGCUCCAGCUUCACAUUCCAUUAUCAAGUAUAUUGGGUAAAAAAAUACCAUUAUUACAGCACUUGGUAUCGGUAGCCAUUGUCAAUUCGAUUAUUACGAAGCAUGACGAAUACAAGAAACUUGAUAUUCGAUUAAAAUGGCCAAAUGAUAUUUAUGUGAAUGGAAAUACGAAAAUCGGUGGACUUUUCGUUGCCACCGAAUUGAGCGAUAGCUUGGCAAUUUGCAAUGUUGGCGUUGGCUUAAAUUUGAGCAAUAGCAUUCCGACGACAUGCGUCAAUGAUUUAAUCAAAACCUACAACUUGAAAAAUAACACUGAAUUACCGUACCUGGAAUAUGAGUGUUUCUUUGCGUCUGUGUUUAAUGAAAUUGAAGAGCUGAUUGAUAUUGUGCAAGCCGGUGAUUUGGAUCACCUAUACGAUAUGUACUACAAGUAUUGGUUGCACAGUGAUGCUGAAAUUGUGAUUAUUGACGCCGCGGGAAAAAAAAAAUUGGCAACCAUCUUCGGAAUUGAUGACUUUGGAUACUUGUUGGUGAAACAACCAGAUAAAGAACCGGAGAGUGUACAUCCCGACGGAAACACAUUCGACAUACUGCGAGGGCUUAUAUCGGCCAAACAUUACUAGUUUCUAGCUAUACGACAGCACUCGCUUGUCUCUCAUUUUUUUUCUUUGAAUUGUAUAGUCGCUAAAUUAUUCUUAUCGAAACGAUUGGGAUAUUUAAUGAGAUAUUUCAAUUGGGGCUAAAUGGAACGAAAUAUUCAUCUAAUUUGAAAACGUAUUUUGAUCACGCGCAAAUUCUUGUCUUCUCAAUGUCGUGAUUCACAUAAAUCGUUUUUUUUUUUAAAUAAGUAAUAUAAAAUAUAUGGGAUCUUCAAUCGAGUGGGAGAAUUUCGAAAUUAUUUAUCAAUUUUUUGGCAAUCACAUCUUUAACCAAACGCACAAUAGCGUUUUUAUAAAACCUUUUCCAACAUUUUUUCUCUCGACAUUCAACUCAUUCGUUUUUUUAUUUUUUUGGUGUUGAUUUUUUGAUAAAAACGAAUUUGCUUUUAAUUUGAAUUUUAACUCGACGUUUAACAUUUAAAUGUAUAUUGAGUGUUAGGAAUAGAAGAUUUUUUUAAUAGAUCAUAAGGGCAUGGAAAUAGUGUUGAUCGAAUAUACAAAGUGGAAAAAAAAAGACAAUUUUACCAAAGACGCAACACAAAUGUUGGAACAAAUUGCUAACCAAGUUGGACAUUUUGUUAAAUUAUUUUAGAGUAUAUAAAUAUUGAUUGAUUGAAUAAAAGCCAUUAUUUCAA